AUGCCAGCAAAAAGAAUUGCAGUGAUUGGGGCUGGGGUCAGUGGACUAGGGGCCAUUAAAGUGUGUUUGGAAGAAGGACUGGAACCCACUUGCUUUGAAGGAAGUCAUGACAUUGGAGGACUCUGGAGAUAUGAAGAAAACUAUGAACCUGGAAGGCCCUACAGUGUCUACAGAUCAGCAACCUGCAACACUUCCAAGGAGAUGACAGCCUAUAGUGAUUAUCCUUUUCCUGAUCACUUUCCCAAUUACUUGCAUAAUUCCAAAAUGAUGACGUAUCUCCAGAUGUAUGUCAAGCACUUUGAUCUUCUAAAAUACAUCCAUUUCCUAUCAAAGGUAUGCAGUGUGAGGAAGCGCUCUGAUUUCUCUUCCACUGGCCAAUGGGAUGUUGUAGUAGAUGCCAAUGGGAAGCAGGAAUCCUAUGUCUUUGAUGCUAUCAUGGUUUGCACUGGUUAUUAUAAUGAUCCCUAUUUUCCAUUAGAGAACUUUCCAGGCAUCACAAGUUUCAAAGGCCUUUAUUUUCACAGCUGGGAGUAUAAAAGUCCUGAGAAGUUUUUAGGAAAGAAAAUCCUUGUGGUUGGCAUUGGAAAUUCAGGAGCAGAUGUGGCAAGCGAGCUCAGUCAUGUGGCUAAACAGGUUUUCCUCAGUACAAGGAGAGGUGCAUGGAUAUGGAACCGUGUUUGGGAUAAUGGAAAACCCAUGGAUACAGUUCUCUUCACUCGUUUUCACAGCUUCAUCAAUAGAAUGCUGACAACUUCCAUAAUCAACAAGUGGGCAGAAAACAAAUUGAAUGCAAGAUUUGACCAUGAUGUUUAUGGUCUACAGCCUGAACAUAGGUUUCUGAGCCAUCAAGCUACUGUGGGUGAUGAACUUCCCCAUCACAUCAUUUCUGGAAGGCUACAAAUAAAACCAAAUGUGAAAGAAUUCACUGAAAAUGCUGUCAUCUUUGAAGAUGGUUCUCAAGAACAUAUUGAUGUUGUUAUCUUUGCCACAGGAUAUAUUUUCAAUUUCCAUUUCUUAGAAGACAGCUCAUUAAUUCUUGACAGCCAAUGUUCCAUGUUUAAAUUUGUAUUUCCUCCUCAACUUGAGAAGCCAACUUUAGCUUUCAUUGGCAUUAUCCAACCAAUGGGAGCUACCAUUCCUGUAUCAGAACUCCAGAGUCGGUGGGCCACACGUGUGUUCAAGGGGCUGAACAAAUUACCUUCAACAAGUGACAUGAUGACUGAAAUCAAAAAGACACGAGACAAAAUGGAAAAUAAGUUUCUGAAAAGCUCACGUGAUGCUCGUCGAGUGCCUUUUGUUGAUUAUAUGGAUCAAAUAGCCUCUGAAAUAAAAGUGAAACCCAACCUCCUGUCACUUUUUCUCUGGGAUCCCAAACUGGCCUUUGAAGUUUUCUUUGGUCCUUGUACUGCAUACCAGUACCGACUGCAAGGACCUGGGAAAUGGAAUGGUGCUAGGAGAGCCAUCCUGACACAAAGAGAGCGCAUCAUCAAACCCUUGAGAACCCGAGUGCUCAGCAUGAGCCACCCUCCAUUCUAUAGGUCUUUCUGGCAUAUUGGUAUCUGUAUUGGUAUUCUCUUUUUCCUUAUUUUUAUAAUUAAGGUAUAAUUGUUUUAUCAUCUAAAUCAGGGGUUCUUAAAAUUUUUUGUGUCAUUGUCCUUUCUGACAAUCUGGUGAAGCCUAUAAACUCUGGGGAUGGUUAAUAAAUAAUUAGGAUUGCAAAGGAAAUAAAUUAUAUUGAAAUUUUAGUUUUAAAAAAUUUUAAUUCAUGGAUUUGAGGUUACAAUCUCAUGGGGGAAUAAAUGAAAUGAUUUUAUGAGGCCUCAUCAUUGAUCCUACCUUUAAAUAAAAAAUGAAAUUUGG
This is a messenger RNA of Antechinus flavipes (yellow-footed antechinus), 1860 nucleotides long. Its product is annotated as flavin-containing monooxygenase 5-like. NCBI's taxonomy places the organism in Eukaryota, Metazoa, Chordata, Mammalia, Dasyuromorphia, Dasyuridae. Gene Ontology annotation, molecular function: N,N-dimethylaniline monooxygenase activity; flavin adenine dinucleotide binding; NADP binding. The record is from RefSeq and is a predicted model, not a curated record. The coding region runs from base 1 to 1605 and encodes 534 amino acids. The transcript has 8 exons.